Molecule: messenger RNA, 4309 nt
Organism: Vollenhovia emeryi
Lineage: Eukaryota; Metazoa; Arthropoda; Insecta; Hymenoptera; Formicidae
Product: xanthine dehydrogenase/oxidase-like
Exons: 18
Molecular function (GO): iron ion binding; FAD binding; 2 iron, 2 sulfur cluster binding
Source: RefSeq, a predicted model, not a curated record
CGACUUCCUGUAAAAAAUUUUACAACAUCUAUAUCAUAAAGACCAUUUUAUCGUCAGUUUGUUUCCAGAAGAUCUACAACUUAAGAGAACUAGUAACCCACUUUGAAUGAAGAUAGAGAAUAAUUCAACGACAUCAAGAUCAACGACUGAGGAGUGAAGAUGCAAACAGCAAUAGUAAAUGGAAGAGACAGUGUUAACUUUACGAUUAAUGGAGUAUCGCACGAAGUAUCAGAAUGCAUACCAGCUAGGACAUCCCUCAAUGUCUACAUCCGCGAUUAUGCGGAACUCCGCGGCACAAAAGCGAUGUGCCACGAGGGUGGUUGCGGCGCCUGCAUUGUAGCUGCGAAAAUCAAGGGCAAGACAAUGGCCGUGAAUUCCUGUCUUGUGCCGAUAAUCAUCUGCGACGGAUGGGCUAUUACCACGAUCGAGGGUUUAGGUAACAGACGAGAUGGUUACCACAAGAUUCAAGCCACGCUUGCUGUCAACAAUGGUUCGCAAUGUGGAUAUUGCUCUCCCGCAAUGGUCAUGAAUUUAUACAGUCUCAUUCAUGACAAAAAGUUAUCAAUGCAUCAAAUCGAAAAUUCGUUCGGAGGCAACAUUUGUCGAUGUACCGGGUAUCGUCCGAUUUUGGAUGCGUUCAAGGCAUUCGCCAGCGAUACACCGCCGUCAACAAGGGAGAAUAUUCGCGACAUUGAGGAAUUGUACAAGAUAAAAGCUUGCCCGAAAUACGGAAUUCCGUGUGCAGGUAGUUGCUGCGAAGCAACUAAAGAACUAUCCGAGGGAAACACAACGUUGAACAUAAAGUCACCGGACGCGAAAUUCUACAAACUUUAUUCGAUCGAUGCUCUCUUUGCGGUAUUUCGGGAGAGUCCAACAGCUACGUAUAUAUUAUAUGGAGGAAAUACUGCGCAUGGUGUUUAUCGCUCAAGCAAAAAAGAUCUCUACAUUGACAUAAACGACAUCUCAGACUUGAGUCGCGUCGAAAAGACUGACAACUCACUGAUUCUGGGCGGAAACGUAACCCUCACCACAGUGUUAGAGGCCUUCCAGACGUACUCGGUCGAGGACAGUUUUCAAUAUUUGCGUCAAUUAGCUCGGCACGUAGACUUAAUCGCAAAUGUGCCAGUGCGAAAUAUUGGCACCAUCGCCGGCAACCUGAUGAUCAAGCACGAACACAAUGAAUUUCCAUCCGAUAUGUUUUUGAUAUUAGAAACCGUCGGGACUCAAGUACAUGUCCUCGAGGCACCAGAUAACAAGGAGAGUGUGACGCUGCUAGAAUUUCUGAAGCUCGAUAUGUCACACAGGAUCAUCUAUAGCGUUGUCUUGCCACCGCUAUCUUACGAGUACGAGUACAGAUCCUACAAGAUCAUGCCUAGAGCCCAGAACGCUCACGCUCACGUCAACGCCGGCUUUCUCUUCAAGCUCUACCCUACAGGCGAGGUGCUAGAGAGGCCCAACAUUAUCUAUGGAGGUAUCAACAAGGAUUUUUUUCACGCGACGAACACGGAGCUAAUGUUGAUUGGAAAAUCAAUCCUAGACAAUCAGGUUCUAAAGUCCGCUUUGAAGACGUUGCAUGAUGAACUGAAUCCCGACCAUGUGCUACCAGAUUAUUCGCCGGAAUUUCGCAGAACUCUUGCCGAAGGAUUAUUUUAUAAGUUUGUGUUAAGUAUCAAACCGGAGAAUGUAAAUUCCAGACUUCGUAGCGGAGGUUUCUUGCUAGAACGAGGUCUCUCUUUAGGUAUGCAAGAUUAUGACACGAAUACGACAUUGUGGCCUGUGAAUGAGCCCUUAACAAAGUUAGAUGCUAUCGAACAGACAUCGGGGGAGGCUCAAUAUUGCAAUGAUCUACCUCCAUACCCUAGAGAAGUGUUUUGCGCUUUUGUUGUCACGAAAAUUAGUAGCGGCAAAAUCGUCAGUAUAGAUGCGAGCAAGGCGCUUGGUAUGAAGGGUGUAGUGGCGUUCUUCAGCGCCAAGGACAUACCGGGAAAGAAUCUAUUUAUUUCGGCCGCCAGCAAGAUGAUCUUCUUGCAGCAGGACGAGUUGCUUUUCGCCGCUGAGGAUGUUUUGUAUACUGGUCAGCCGGUCGGCGUGAUCGCCGCGGAGACGCAUAGUUUGGCAAACGAGGCCGCAGAAUUGGUGGAAAUUAAAUAUACCAAUCCUCUGCAAACAAAGCCGGUGAUAAGCAUCGAGGAUGCACUUGCCACGCAGGACAACACUAGGUUUAUGCAGAGUGUCAAUACUCCAGCGAAGAAGAAAGGAGGAAAUACUAAACAAGUGAUAAAGGGCGUUUUUCAAUGCGGAGGUCAAUAUCACUUCACCAUGGAAACUCAGUCCUGCGUAUGUGUUCCUGUGGAGGACGGUAUGGCCGUCUAUCCAUCAUCGCAAUGGAUGGACCUUACUCAAGUAUCGAUCGCGAAUUGUCUCAAUGUUAAGAAUAACAGUAUCAAUGUGUACGUCAGACGAGUAGGUGGUGCAUACGGAUCAAAAAUCUCACGCAACACGCAAAUCUCGUGUGCUUGCGCACUGGUAUGUCACAAAUUGAAUCGUCCAGCGCGAUUCGUCAUGACGAUAGAGAGCAACAUGCAAUCGGUAGGCAAGAGGUAUUCCACGCGUCAAGAAUAUGAGAUUGGAGUGGACGAUGACGGAGUUAUCCAGUAUCUUAACUCGAAACAUUGGGGCAACUGCGGUUCUAGUUUCAACGAACCACAAGCUUCUGCGGUGGUUUCCUACAUUCAAAAUAGCUGCUAUGCUACGGAUAGUUGGACGUUCAAUGGAUUCGAGGUGCGAACCGAUGUACCGUCAAACACUCACUGCCGGGGGCCGUCAGCCACGGAAGCAAUAGCCAUGGCGGAAAAUUUAAUGGAGCAUAUUGCGAAAGUGACAAAAAAGGAUCCGGUACAGGUCAGAUUGGCGAACAUGAACGACACGGAUAAGGCCGCAUUAGAAACCAUGAUAAAGGAUUUGUCGAAGUCGGCCGAUUACGAGAUACGGAAACGGGCCGUUGAGAUGUUCAACAACGAGAAUCGUUGGAAGAAAAAGGGAAUCGCCAUGGUGACGAUGAGGUAUCCGAUUAUGUUUCUAGGGCAAUUCAGCGCGAUGGUAUCGGUCUGCGCUCGCGACGGUUCGGUCUGCGUAACGCAUGGCGGAAUCGAGGUCGGACAAGGUAUAAAUACCAAGAUCGCCCAAAUAGCAGCCCGCACACUGGGCAUCGAUCUCGAAUUAAUCUCGAUUAAACCAAGUAAUAAUUUAGCAACACCCAACAACACGGUUACAGGGGGCAACAUUACUACGGAGACAUGCGGAUAUGCAACGAUCCGAGCUUGCGAAGAGAUUCUGCGGAGACUCGAGCCGACGAGAAAGGAAAUGAAUAAUCCAAGCUGGAAGGAUCUCGUCUUUGCGGCAUAUCAAAAGGACGUUGAUUUAUGCGCACGUUAUAUGAUGGCGGCGGCACAGAACGACACGAUCAAACCUUACAGCAUUUACGGUGUCACUAUCGCCGAAGUGGAGAUUGAUAUGUUGACCGGUCAGCACAUUAUCAGAAGGGUCGAUUUGAUGGAAGAUGCCGGUGUAAGUUUGAAUCCGGAGCUGGAUGUUGGCCAGGUGGAAGGAGCUUUCGUAAUGGGAAUAGGAUACUGGACUUCUGAGGAUCUGGUGUACGAUCCUAAAACAGGAGUAUUAACGAAUGACAGAACAUAGAAUUAUAAACCGCCAGGAGCGAAGGAUAUUCCUGAAGAUUUCCGUGUAUUCUUACGCAAGAAGUCGGCCAACACUGUCGGUAUCUUUGGCUCAAAAGCAACCGGUGAACCACCGCUUUGCAUGAGUUACGUGAUUCCGAUCGCGAUCCGCAACGCAUUGAAUUCCGCUAGGGCGGACGCAGGGAAUACGGACGAGUGGUAUCGAUUGGAUGGAUCAUGCACCACCGAGCGUAUACUUCUAACCAGUUUAACCAGCAAGGAUGGCAUGGUACUUUGAGAGGAAAAGUAAGAUUCAUUCGCAAAUGCUUAAAAUAAUCCUGUACUUAUUCGCUUUUGAUCGUUUCCUAAGUGGAAUAAAUUUCGAGGUCCUGUAUGGCAAGAAAAUUUAUCUAUGUUUCGUCGAUACAAAAGAGGAUACUAAUGAGAUCAUUCGAUUAGUUAACAGGUUCUUAACAUAACUAAGGUAUAACUUCCGUUUUAUGGUAAAUAAUUUCAAUAAAUAUUCUCUAUUAAACGCCAUUGAUGUGCUACAUAGUAAAUAUUACAACAACAUAUCUGCAGUGUGUAAUUGGCAUUAAUGUGUGAUAAUAUAAUAUAAAGUAUGUCGUAAAUAA